AUGAUCGCGUGGCUCACGCUCCUCAUCGGACUUUCAGUGAAUCUGCUGUUUGGCGCGACUUCCGCAACACCUAUCCAGGGCUCGAGCAUGGAGUUGCAGAAUAACGGCACUGCACACAGCCUGCAAGCUAGGGACUACACCCAGUCCAUUCAGAUCAUGCUUGAUCGUGAAUCAUACAACGACUACUUCUGGAGAUUGUUCGUAGGUCCCUAUGGAAUACGCGCAAAUCCCUGCCCCACGGACCACAAGCCCUUUCGCAACGUCGCCAUAUCCGGUCUAUACAAAUACGGCCGCAAUGCUAUCGACCAUCCUCCGAACCCACCUGCUAUGGAACUUCCCUUCAAAUGGAACGGCAAACAGGACGAGUGCAAGUGGAAGACCAAGGGCGGCGGCGACCCCGGUCAACUCAUCUGUGGCGACUGGAUGAUUAUGGACUGCGAGCGGGAUGCGAGCUGGGAUGAUGGUGCUAUCAAUUGCCACAGAUUCUCAGUCCAUCGGGGCUGGGCUUGCAACUGGUAG
This is a messenger RNA of Alternaria atra, 519 nucleotides long. RefSeq lists its product as uncharacterized. Lineage: Eukaryota; Fungi; Ascomycota; Dothideomycetes; Pleosporales; Pleosporaceae. The transcript is spliced from 3 exons. The coding region runs from base 1 to 519 and encodes 172 amino acids. The record is from RefSeq and is a predicted model, not a curated record.